AUGAAGUACGUGGACUAUCUACCUGCAGACCGUAAGAUCUUUGAUGUUGAUAUUGCACACAUGGAGAGCAUGAGGCACGUUGGGAUAUCAAUUCCAAAGAUCUAUGAGUCUAUUGUUGCACAGGCGGGUGGUUUUAAUUUGGUUCCGUUUACAAAGCGAGAUAUGUACAACGAGGUUAGGCGACAAAAGGCAAUGCAGAAUGGUGACGUAAAUGCUGCGUUGAGGGUUUUGGAGGGUGCGGCCCAGACGGACGAGAAAUUGUAUUGGAGCAUCACAUGUAUGGGUGUUAAGAAAUUUACUGGAAUACUUGGGGGUAAAGCACCCACAGCGGUGAUAACUGAUGGCUAUCGAUCAAUGCGCGUAGCUAUUCAGGAAGUGCUUCCAAAUGCUCACCACCGCUUAUGUGCUUGGCACCUUCUGAAGAAUGCGACAGUUAAUGAGUUUGAGAUGCUUUGGAAUGCCAUGCUGGAGGAGUGUGGGGUUAGGAAGUUAGAGUGGGUCAAGGACAUAUACGAGAAGAAGUCUUCAUGGACAACUGUUUACAUAUGGGGCAGGGACAAUGAAGAAGAGCUUGACUUCCGAUUAUCAUACGGGACGCCCGUCCUUCAAACGCUGUUUCCAGAGUUAGAAAAGUCAAGGGCAAUAAACUUCACACGGGAAAUUUUCUCAAGAUAUCGUGAGUCACUUUAA
Arachis stenosperma is the source of this 690-nucleotide messenger RNA. RefSeq names its product protein FAR1-RELATED SEQUENCE 12-like. Lineage: Eukaryota; Viridiplantae; Streptophyta; Magnoliopsida; Fabales; Fabaceae. Gene Ontology annotation, biological process: regulation of DNA-templated transcription. The transcript has 4 exons. Bases 1 to 690 code for a protein of 229 amino acids. The record is from RefSeq and is a predicted model, not a curated record.